CAUACAUUUUGUUUGGCUCGGAAGGGGACCAUCACUCUUUUGGAAACCAACCGCGCACGCCCCCCGCCGCCCCGCAUCCUCCGAGAAGCUCGCCCCGAGCUCCCCGCCCCUCUCGACCGCAGAAAACACAUCAGAAACAUGAGCAAGCGCGAAUACUUCCUGCAGAAGGGUCUGCAGAUGCAGCGCCUGGACGAACAGAUCUCCUCCGCCCCCAGCGGCGGAAACGCCUCGCGCGAAGUUGCCAAAUACCGCGAGCUGUGCCCUCCCGCCACCCCAGACAUUCAGAUCCAGAAGCUGAUUGCCCAGUGCAAGGGCGAUGCGCAACGAAUGGAGAACGCCAUCAGUGAGCUGUGGGAAGACUACCGUGGCAACGACCAGGACGCCUGGGCCACUGUGUCCAAGAAAAGCACGAAGAAGAAACAGGAGCAAACACACUCCUCAUCGCAGCGCUCCUAUUCGAAGACACAGCACCAACAGGACGACGCUGAUGCGCCACAGGAUGGCGACGCACAGGGCCCCAGGUCGUUGGAGCGAUUCUCGACUCGAGGCCGUGGUAGCAUGAGAGGCCGAGGCAUGGCCUCCUCGCGGGGUGGUCGGGGAGGCCGUGGCGGCCGUGGUCGUGGUGGCGCUGUUGUGGCCACAGGCAGCACGCGCGGACCUCGCAACGGAGACAAUGAAGAAGAGAGCCCGGAGAACGACAGCAAUUCUACUGACAGCUCCACGCCGUCCAAUGAUACUCGCGGGCAGCCGUCCUCUAAAACGGCGAAGGACUCGAAGAGAGACCGUAGUGCAAAAACUACCACUAAAACGACCACUACGCAGCCUGCUGCUCAGGUGCCUCCUGUAGUUUACCCCGUGCUGACUGGCGCUUGGACGAAGAAGCUGAACGUUACCGGCGUCACCUCAAAGCCUAAGCCUGUAGAACCCGCCCCCACAUCUGCGCCUGCACCCACACCUGCACCUGCAUCAGCGCCCAAGACUGCGGAAAAACCGACUGCUCCUGUUACAGAAACAGAGACUGCUGCUGCUACUGCGACACCGGAGGCCCCCAAGACUACCAGCCCGAAGAAGACUCAGCAGGAAAAGAAGAGUAAGAAGACACAGAAAUUCAGCACUACUGAUGCAGUUGAAGAAGCUACUGUAGUUGUCGACAAGACCGAGACUGUGAAGAUUGUGGAGAAGGUGGCCAGCCCUAAGGCAUCGCCGAAGAAGACGAUGGAGAAGAAGACAAAGACCGUGGAUACGACUGUGGAGACCACUUCGUCGAACAUUGCUGCCGGAUGGGGUGCCCUGGAUGUAGCAACCUCGACUAUGACCGAGUGGUCUUCGUCUGCCCCUGCCACUGAGCCAAAGAAGGCGUCGACCCCAAAUGCAUGGGGACGUGGCAGCCCUGUCCUCUCUCCUCCUGCUAGCAAGGAAGCCGCCUCCACCCCCAAGUCGCCGGUUGCUGAAGCAAGACCGACAGUUGUUCCAGGCUCUCCUAAGGACAUUGAUGCACCUCGCUCGGCUGGAUCAGCGUCGACUAGUCCUCGGCCAUAUCUCAAGAUGGGCAAAUGGGACAGUGCUGCAACGCCGAAUCUGUCGCUUCAGUUUGGAAGCUUUUCGCUGAAUGGCGUGGACACGCUUGAGCCUUCGUCAGAGGUUGGCUGGGGAUCGACGACCACGACGACUACGACGUCCAACUCGAACAGUGGUGGCAAGACUAUCACUAAAACUACCACGACUCAGAGUGCUUGGGGCACCUCCACGAAACCCGCUUCACCCAAGAAGACGCUGUCUCCUGACCGCAGUGAGCAGCAGCAGCAGCGCGCACAGGAAGUAACUACCACGAAGGCUACUACCUCGGCACCCCCCGGACUUUCGGUGGACUCGGGCCGUGUGACGCCUACCACGGGGCAGUCUCCGCGGUACGCGCCUUCGGCUCCGUCUCCGGCGUCUCUACCUAAGCCCGAUGAGGUCAAGCGUGGCACACCCACGCGCGCCCAGGGAGGUCCGUUCCAAGCUCAGGGAGGAGCUGGGGGUCAGACUAACAAGAUGAACAUUGGCUACGGCACGGGUCUGUACCAGGCGUCGUAUGGCCAAUACUCAAUGGAUCUUGGUCGUCCCGCUGCCACAUCAACGCCCAGUCAGCUUCCCGCUGGAUCCGGAACCCCGAAGAGCGCUGGCGCUCGCGGCGGUGCUGCAGCUCAAGUCGCGACCCAGUCUCCGUCGCGUGGACAGCAGCCCGUGGCUCAAAUGCAGCAGAUUCCUCUGCAACAACAGGCACAGCAGCAACAGCAGCAGGUCCAACAGCAAUCUCAGCAGAAGCAGGUCCAGCAGCAACAGACUCAGCAGCCUCAGCAAAACCAGCAGAACCAGACUCAGCAACAAUCGGCGGCCCAGAUGCAUCAGCAGGCCCAGGCCGGCAUGCAGCAGGGCUACCACUAUGCUCCGCCUCCCCCGCCUGGCAUGGCGCUGCCAUACAACCCGUACAACUACGCUGGCUAUUACCAGGGCUACGGAUACUACCAGAACCCGCAGUUUGCUCAGUACAGCCCGCGUACCCAGUACCCUCCGCGCGGCAACAUGCCGUAUGGAGUUGAGGGCCCCGUGCCGGGCUUCUCGAACCCGCCGAACAUGCCUUACCAGGACCAGCACAUGAUGGCUCAGCAGCACGAGUAUGCUGGAGCUGUUCCCCAGGGCUUCGGUGAGAUCAACGCCGCAUACAUGCAGCAGGCGCCGAUGCAGCAACAGGGUGGCCACCACGGCCACCACGGUCAUCAGAGUGGCCCACAGGGACACGGCAAGGGAGGCUCAGGCUCUGGUGCCGGCGGAUCCGGCUCGCAGCAGUCACACGGCCAGCGCGGCAACGCGAGCAUGCAGGGUUACCAGAACGCUGGAGGCCGUGACCACGUGUCACCGCCGGUACCUAACGCGUCGGCGGCCAUGACUGGUUCGUACGGCCAGCACUAUGGCUGGGCAGGUAACUACGGCGCGCAGCCAGUGGGCGGAUGGGGGGGUCACAUGAUGCCGCAGGGCUACCAACAGUCUCCGUCGCAGCAGCAGCAGGUCCCUCAGCAGCAGCAGCAACAGCAGCAGCAGCAGCAGCCUAGCGCGCACCAGCAGAGCUACCACCAGUACGGCAAUGGCGGCGCCCAGGCUGGCAAUAACGCGAAUGACGUGAACCAGGCGCGCUGGAGCAGCUCGUAAGGCCCAUACGCAUUCUGCGCCCCGGCCGGCCGACUGCAGACGGGAAGGAACCGUGUGUCGUGCGACCUAUCGCCACCAUAUUCUUAGCUAGGUAUUGCAGAACGGAUGUUUGGCAUCUCCGCUGCGCCAGUAGCGGCGCAGUCAAGGAGGAGGGAGGACGAGAUAAUGAUACGAGUUGAAGUUGUAUGACUAAAAGACGAAGCGUUCAUCGGUUAUCAGUUCAUCCAGUAGCUUGUGGUGGCAUUCUGCGAGCAUCGCUAAAGAAAAUAUCGGUAGUGACUGCGAAAUAGUGUCGGAAGUUCCAAUUUGGAACUACAUACCACGAAAGCACUAGCGAUGCUCUGCCGCAUCAUCCUGUACAUGUUCAUUGUGGUUUCCUCAAUAGCC
Messenger RNA from Phytophthora nicotianae INRA-310, 3576 nucleotides. RefSeq lists its product as hypothetical. Bases 139 to 3189 code for a protein of 1016 amino acids. The record is from RefSeq and is a predicted model, not a curated record. The transcript has 4 exons. NCBI's taxonomy places the organism in Eukaryota, Oomycota, Peronosporomycetes, Peronosporales, Peronosporaceae.